This is a messenger RNA of Dissoconium aciculare CBS 342.82, 1384 nucleotides long. Its product is annotated as MGSUL7 PAPS reductase. Gene Ontology annotation, cellular component: cytoplasm. Gene Ontology annotation, molecular function: phosphoadenylyl-sulfate reductase (thioredoxin) activity. Lineage: Eukaryota; Fungi; Ascomycota; Dothideomycetes; Mycosphaerellales; Dissoconiaceae. The record is from RefSeq and is a predicted model, not a curated record. The transcript is spliced from 2 exons. Bases 263 to 1192 code for a protein of 309 amino acids.
GAUCAGUCUGACAUAACCUUCCUACUCCACCUUGAACGCUGUCCAUCUGUUGACAGUGUCGUCAUUCAUAUAUCAAACACCCACUCUUCUGAUACCCAUCGCAACGAGACGAUCUUCAUUCUCCAUUCAACUCAAGAUCACACUCCUCGACCAAGUCUUCUUGAACAGCACCUUUCGGCUCUGACGCGAAUCCAAAGAAGCAAGAGGACCGAACAGAGACAAUCCUCUCACCCUCAACUACAAAUAAUACAACACAUUCACAAUGACGUUCCGAUCACGGUCCAACUCAGGCAAUGAGUCUGGCUAUGCCAGUGGCAGUUCGACUGCCAACCUCUCCGAGACCUACUUCUCCAGACCACACCUCAAAUUCCUCAACCAACAACUUAACAAACUCUCGCCCCAAGAGGUCCUGAAAUGGUGCAUCACUUCCCUCCCCAACCUCUACCAGACAUCAGCCUUUGGCCUGACUGGCCUGGCGAUCAUGGACAUGAUUUCCAAACUCGACUACCCUACCACCACCUCAUCCUCCGAUUCAGAACCCGCGCCCUCACAAUCUCCCGCCUCCAUCGAGAUGAUCUUCCUCGAUACCCUCUACCACUUCCCCCAGACCCUCGACCUCGUCUCCCGGGUACAACAACGCUACCCGCACAUCAAAAUCCACACCUUCCGCCCGCUCGACUGCGACACCACCGCGGCCUUCGAGUCCAAACACGGUGAGCGCCUCUGGGAGACCAACGACGAGCUCUACGACUACCACGCCAAAGUCGAGCCCGCCGCCCGCGCCUACCGCACCCUCGGCGUGCAAGCCGUCAUCACCGGCCGCCGCCGCAGCCAGGGCGGCAAGCGCGGCGACCUGGACAUCGUGGAGAUCGACGACACGGGGUUGAUCAAGGUGAACCCGCUGAUCAACUGGAACUUCAAAGAGGUGCAAUCGUACAUCACCGCGAACUCCGUCCCCACCAACGACCUCCUCGACCAGGGCUACCGCAGCGUCGGCGACUGGCACUCGACCGUGCCCGUCACGGACUCGGAAGACGAGCGCGCCGGCCGCUGGAAGGGAAAGAACAAGACCGAGUGUGGAAUCCACAACAAGAAGAGCCGAUAUGCCAUCUUCCUCCAGGAACAGGAGGAGAAGCGACAAGCGGAGCUGAGCGAGGCCAUCCAGCAGGGUCUCUCCACUAACGCACUAUAAUUUGCACAGACACACCGAAGAGAGAAAAGGAAAUACGAUCGGUAGCGUUGUGUGCGGUGCGGAGAGAGAACAAAAAAAGCCUUUGCUUCUUACUCUUCUUCUUGCUUUUGAUUUUUGCCCUGCCGUUUGCUGGUGGUGGGGCCGCUUUCGCCCGCCCGCCGCCCGCAAUUCUCCGCACGCCAGACGCGAAAU